Drosophila arizonae is the source of this 888-nucleotide messenger RNA. RefSeq lists its product as uncharacterized. NCBI's taxonomy places the organism in Eukaryota, Metazoa, Arthropoda, Insecta, Diptera, Drosophilidae. The record is from RefSeq and is a predicted model, not a curated record.
UUAUUUUUUUUACUACAAUUCGUCCCCGUGAAAGAAUACCAAAAUAUGAUGCAUUUUAAAAAACUUUUGGAAUUGUGGACCAACGAGGUCGUAGUGGAUGCCCAAGAUAACAUCAUGCAUACAUCCACUUGCCGUCAGUGGCCCAAAUCGUGCUGGAUAUUUGUGAAGAGCAUGUCCGUGAUGCAGGCCCUGGGCAUGGAUCGACAUCAGUUUCUGUGGUUCUCGAUGACAUUAAUGGUGAUUUCCGGAUUUUUAUUGACCUAUAUGUACAAGCGUAAUAUUUUCAAAUUAAGGCAGCAGCUGAUGCUCGAGCAGCAGUACAACCAGUGGCGCUACGAGAUGAGCAUGGACAAUUUGCUAACCAACAUGGGCAUGAAGCGAGACGCCGAGCUUCCCGACGCUACCUGUAGCGACACUCAGCUUUCGAUCGGUGCCUUGUCGCAGAACGACACCAGAAAGUCGCAUUCCUUUACCGCCUCUCCGCGGAAUGCCUUGGACAUGGACGACACCAGUUCCGGGGAGACUAACUUGUCGCGCAGCCAAUCGACUCAGACUGUAAGCAAUCGCGCACGCUUGCCGGGCAACCAGGCCAACAGAGCCAGGCAGUUCGCUCAGCUUCCGGUCAAUGAGAGGGGCAAAUAUUCGCAGCAGCUAACUGCUAUGAUCGCGCGCAGUAAGAAGACUCCAAUCUGGCGCCAUUAAUUGACCAAUAACAAGGCUAGUUAAGUUGUUUAGAUUUUCAUAGUUUUUUCCUCUUCUUUUUUUUUUGAUAGACAAUUGACAUAUUCCAGAUGACAGUUACUCCAAUGUAUAGUCAUAGUCACAUUCAUUUCCAUGUUCGAUUUUAAAUGAUAAAAAUUAGUUGCAGCUACGAGCCGAAUGUCGUUU